This is a messenger RNA of Malus domestica (apple), 1302 nucleotides long. Lineage: Eukaryota; Viridiplantae; Streptophyta; Magnoliopsida; Rosales; Rosaceae. The record is from RefSeq and is a predicted model, not a curated record.
AUUGAAAAACAGUCGGUCUCUCGUCCCUCUCUCUCACUCUCUCUCUCUCUCUCUCUCUCGCAGAAUAGCGGAAGCCGAACGAAACCCUAAAAACCAGGUGCGUCGUCCUCUCCUUCCACCUCCCCAAGCUCUCUUGCAUGGCCUCUCACCAGUCACCGCUCACCAAGUCGCCAAUCACCAUCGUUUUCCCCCUUCCAGUCGCGUCCUCCACCACUAGCUGCUAAGUGCUCACUUCGCCACUCCAAUCUUAAGAACCAAUGCGAGAGAGAAAAAUGGCAAGGAAUUCAGGUGUAGCCAUGGCACGGCAAUUGCUCGGCAAUCACAGCAAGUUCUGCACCGCGCUUCUUCAUCAUUACAGCCUUCCUUCCAGUUCUUUCCAAACCCUGGCUUCUUCAAUCCCCACCUCACCACCUCCACCGCCCACAGCAACCCCUUUCACCUCCAAUUCCCUCCACCGCUCCCCAAACCCUCGCUUUCUGCAGCUCCAACCUCUCUCCUCGCCCUCAGGUUCCUCAAACAUUGUUGUCAUUAAGUCAGAGGAUGAAUACAACAGCACAAUCAGCAAAGCUAAGGACGGAGCUGAGCCAGCACUUUUCUACUUCACUGCAGUCUGGUGCGGGCCUUGCAGGUUCAUAUCUCCAGUCAUUGGAGAGUUGAGUGAGCAAUACCCACAUGCAACAACAUAUAAGAUUGACAUCGAUGAGGAAGGACUUACAAACACUUUGGGCAAGUUGAAUAUUUCUGCUGUGCCUACAUUCCAUCUCUUUCAAGAUGGGAAGAAGGUGGCUGAAGUUGUUGGUGCUGAUGUUGCUCGCUUGAGAGACACUUUUGGAAAACUCUACAAGUGAUCAACUGUGCCCAUGACUUUUGGUGUCAAUGACUCUCCCUUAACUGGUCGUGACGGUACCCAUGGAAUGCGCGGGUUCGUGAGACGGGUGCCUCCUUUUCCAGAUCGACCAUAGGACAGGUCAGCCUUGACGGAGGAAGUGGCAACCCUAAAAGGUCAGCUUGCGGCCCAAGAAGCAAUCCGGGAAGCUGAGAUUGCAGCCUAGUUAUCGGCCCAAGACGAUAAGAUGAGUAUGAUCUUACGAGCUUUACAGAUGUCUGGCCUUCAAAUCCCGAUGCCAGCAUCUGAUCUUGCUCCACCUUCGACCUCCCAGCCACUUCGCCCAGUCGAUAUUUAGUAGCUUGAUGUAUCAAACGUAGAAGACUACUUCUUGUAGUUUUUUCUUUUUUGUUCGAACAUCUUGUAUGUACAUUUUCAUAUAUUUUAUAAUUAAAUAUUUUUUAUUGGUUUAUUAA